This is a messenger RNA of Lepisosteus oculatus (spotted gar), 6292 nucleotides long. The record is from RefSeq and is a predicted model, not a curated record. Lineage: Eukaryota; Metazoa; Chordata; Actinopteri; Semionotiformes; Lepisosteidae.
AUGCGGGUGCCGGAGCCGGGGACGAGGCCGGCGGGGACUGCGGCGCCCGCGAACCCCGACUCGCCCCUCGCGCGGCGAAUGGGAGAACGCGAGGGUGGGGUGGUGUCCGGCGGGAAAUUCCACACUGUCCGAGACCACCAUGAUAGAAACCGAGUCUUUAAAGCAUUUACACUGUUUUUUCUUGUCUCCUGUAAACGCACGUUAACAUGUUUUGUAGAGCCCGGUCGAUUUAUUUUCCCCAAACCGGAGAACUACACGACGGUUCUCCAUCAGGAUGGCAGUGACGUCAUCUACAUCGGGGGCCAAGCGGUCGUCUAUGCGCUGAACUUCACGGAUCUGAGGGCGAAAGACCCAAAGAUCCUGGUGACUCUAGACGAGAAUGCGAAGGAAGCGUGUCUCGGGAAACCCACUGUGCUGAAGGAGCAGUGCGAGAACUUCAUCACCGUCAUUCAGAGGGUCAACGACAGCCUUGUGGUGUGCGGGACGAACGCUGGCUCCCCCAAGUGUUGGCUGAUGGUGAACGACACCGAGCUGAGCGACACUACCACGAAUGGCCAGAUGAUGGCGCCGGCGGACAUCUCCCCACCGUUCCCUUCGCAGAGAGUGGUGUCCCUGUCAGCAGAGGGGAACCUGUACUCGGCUCUGUCUGCAACCGGGAGACAAGGCGGCUUCAUCCGCAGAGCCUACGGAUCCCAGAAGCUGCUGAAAUCCGAGGAUAAGUGGCUGCACAACCCCCAGUUUGCGGGCGCAGCAGUGAUCCCAGCCAUGCCCAGACACCUGGAGGAAAUCUACUUCUUCUUCAGCGAGAUCAACAGGACGGCCACCCCGGACGAAGACCCCUACCGGGCGAGGAUUGGGCGAGUGUGCCUGGUGGACGAAGGCGGCAGCAAGACUGUGCUGCCCGACUCCUGGACCACCUUCCUGAAGGCGCGGGUGAGGUGCGGCGUGGAGGGCACCCCGCAGCAGUACAACCGGUUCAAGGAGGCCUAUGUGCUGACCAGCACGGAUAAGAAAGUUGGGGUGCUGUACGGAAUCUUCUCCAAUGCCUGGGACAUCACCGUGGUCUGCGCCUAUUCCAUUGAGGAGAUCGACCAAUCUUUCGGCACCUCCAAACUGAAGGGGUACACCAGCCCCUUGCCAGCACACCGCCCCGGAACGUGCGCCUUUAAGAAUGUGACCUCGGGCCUGGCCGCCAAGACCCUGGGGGUGAUCCGCGACCACCCCGAGAUCGAGGAUGUGAUCCGCCCGUUGGGGAAGCAGCCCCUGGCCCUGCUGACCAGCGAUCACUUCACCAAGAUGGCCGCGGACACGGUGCUGGCGGUCAACGAUGAGCACUACAGUGUGCUGUACCUGGGCACAGGAAAGGGAAAGGUUUUGAAGGUUCUGCACACCAUCGAGGAGGUCUUUAUCAUCUCCCAGUACUCCCUGUUCGCCGCCGAAGCUCCAGUCAGCCUGAUGACCAUCGACUCCCACAAGGGCCACCUCUAUGUGGGGACCUCGCUGGAAGUCCAGCGCCUCCCCCUGGCUGACUGCCAGCGCUACGGCAACACCUGCAGGGACUGCGUACUGUCCCGGGACCCUUACUGUGGCUGGGACGCGGCCGGGCGCCAGUGCACCGCCAUACCCCCUGGAUACAACUCCAGCUUCGGGUCCAUCCUCCAGAACCUUGACCAGUCCAACACCUCCGUGUGUGGGGACUCUGCAGAUCUGAAAGCCCCCAGCACCGAUCCCAAAGAGGUCCUGGUGAACCCGGACGGUCCGAUCCUCCUGCCCUGCCCCGUGCGCUCCUACCACGCCUCCUACACCUGGGAGAAGGAUAACUGCCAGAAGCGCUAUCCCUGCUCCAUCAACGGGGGGUCCUGCGUCCUGGCGCCCACCCCCGACCUGCCCCUGAAAGACGGCGUCUUCCGCUGCAUGGCGCUGGAGGACGGGCACAAGGAGGAGGUCGUGUCCUACAGGCUGGUGCUCAACAGCGCCAUCCCCGCCGGGCCCGCGCGGGCCUCCCUCCUCCCCUCGCUGCUCGUGGCCGCUGCCGCGCUCUGGCUGAUGUAGGACCCCCGCGCCGCGCUCGGGGGGGUGGAGGUAGCGCCGCCGCCGCCGCAGAAAAACGCCCACCGGCCGUAACGAGGCCGAGCCCCGUUCACAAAGCACUCACAUUGCGAAUUAUUAGUCAAAUGCCGCUUCGAGGGGGACGCGAGGCCGCCCAAGGGGUCUUAGUUUGUGGACAGAGGCUUAAACGUAGAGGUUGUGUUUUUUUUUUUUGCAAGCUUUUCAUCCAGGUUCUGCCAUCCCGGCCCGAGCGGUGUCUUGUGCGACGAUAUGAACCGCAGUAUUUCUCUCUUCCCCCCCGAACCGAGACGGGCACUGACGUCAGCGAUACAGGGAGGGGGGGGCACGUAAAAAGGGGGGGGUAAGAUGGAAAACUGGUAAUUAAGCGGGUUAAUUUAACCAGAGUUAAAGGGGGGCGGGGAGAAAAGCAGACUGCAGCUGUUGUUAAACAUUCUGGGGGGGUGAUUCUGCUGUACCUAAGGGCAGGGUUAUGAAGGGGCAGAUCUGUGACACUGUGGAUCAGGGCUGUCAGUUUCUAUAGUUAAAAAGCCUAGGUCUCUGCAGAGACUUCUUCUUGUCCACAGCGCUAAUCUGAAUGUAGCAGUUUGUGUCGGAACCCCCCAUCCCACACACACACACAAGCCAUGCUUAGAGAUUCACUGUCCCCUGAAUUUUUGUUCCAACUGAACUUUCAACGACUUAACGAAAACAAUCAGACAUGUGGGAGAAAUGACCCUUCCUUUGAGAUCUCCCCUUGUUGACCCAUUCAAGACACAGACACUGCAACACCUGCAGAAGAGUGACUGUAAUCCUACAGCCCUGUGGUCACCAUUCUGCAUCUCACUUUCAAGCGCUUUUUUUUCCUAACGGGCUUGAUUCUUCCCCCUGCUUGAAACACCCAGGCGCAGACUCAGACAGCGAGGUGAGAAAAGAGAAAUACCGGUGAGACGGCACAGCAGUGUGGGCAGGUUGAACGCUUGUGGUGUCCUUAUUGCGGAGGGCCGUGUGCUACACGGUUUAAAACCAAAUGUGGUACUGACUCUGUACAGUCGGAGCCUCUUGGAUAAAACCAAAAAUCCUGUUUACAGUUUUGCACAAAGACGGUACGUUACAUGUACACCGAGCACAAAACAGAACCGCUGGUAAAAAGGGGGUGGCCUGACACCGAUGCUGGAGGGGAAGACUGACACUCCAAGCCAGAGAGUGGGAAAUCUGUCAGUUUUCUCUAAUGGCAGGAGGGGACAGUUUUAGGGCAGCAUGGUGGUGCAGCAGGUUAACACUGCUGCCUUGCACCGCAGGGACCCUGGAUUCAGUUCCAGAGCUGGGGUGCUGUCUGUGUGGAGUUUGUAUGUUCUCCCUGCAUUUGCGUGGGUUUCCUCCCAUGGUGCAAAAACCUGAUAGUCGGUUAAUUGACUUCUGGGAAACUUGGCCCUAGUGUGUGUGUGAUCAUUUCCUGUGUGGGUGGGGUCUGACACUAUCAUUUCCUGUGUGGGCUGGGUCUGACACAGUGUCAUUCACUCUGUAUCAUUCCCUCUUGGUGCAGAAAGCCGUGUAAACCAGCAAGCGGUUUAGUCACAGGCACCAGUCAGCACUGGUUAUAAAAGGGAUAACAAAGCUACAGCACGAAGCUGCUGGUCUCUCAAGAGCAGGAGUUGGAAUCACUGGGCUAGAAAAAGUGCUCACUCCAAAGGUCAUACUCAGGCCUGCUGAGCAGCACCGUUCUCACACAACCAAGCAACACUCCCCCGUCUGCGAACACCUCAUUGUGCGUUCACUCCGUGCUCGUGCAAGUCCACCAGACUGGAAACAAACCUCGUUCAGGACCUACGGGACUUGCGUGCAAGAAAGUGUAUCUUCGUUGGCAUGCCAAGCUAAAACCAAUAACGUGUGACAGUUACAACACGAACACACGCAGCAGCACAAAAGAAGGACGCUUCACACGGCAGGCAGUUUCCUAUUUCCCCAUCCUGGCCUAAUUGCGCAGGCAGCCCUGUGCGUGCUGCUGUACGCAUCGGCAGCAAAGGUCAGGCUGUGUCAUCUGUCAAUCUGUCAGCACACAGCAGACAAGCACGUCUUCCAUCCCAUGCUGCUGUGGGAAAGGUGACAAGCAUCUGAAACUAGAUACACAGGGAUCCUCCAGUCGGGACAGGAGCCACCUCUUUACACGAAGAGUGUUGGGUGUCUGGAACAAGCCGCUCCCGCAACGUUGUUGAAGCCGACACCCUGGCUUUCUUUAGGAAAGGGCUGGGUGGCGUCCUUUGGGACAAGAACAUACUAUCCUCCAAACGAGCUCCAUGGGCUCACAGUGCCUGUUCCCCACUGAAUGCCAAGGCAUUCUCAUGCUUACUAAGAGCUGAACACCAUCUUUACCAAAUGAGCAAUGAGGUUUAAUGAAUUGACCCAUUAAAUGAUUAAAAGCUCAGCUGGAACAAAAAGGGGGAUCUUGUGGGGGGUUCUGAAACCCAGUAUUGGCAGAAUGUUUUCUGGAUAAGGUUGGGGGGGGGUCUCUGUUGUACUUAGAUGGGGUGAAUCUGCUAUCCUCUAUUCUGCCACCUGUCUUAGACUGCAGCCUCUUCACACGAGGCAGACAUGACAGGGUGUUUAACCUUUCACUGGCCCAAAGCAGAUCUAGAUUAGGUUUGUGCAGACAGUGAAUGUAUACAUCAGAAUAGACUUGGAGUGGUUCAUCCCCCCAGCACCUUCCUGCCCUCCAAUCAAUUAAUAAAGCCCUACAGUAAGUUAAUAAGUCCAUAUAGAACUAACAGUAAGCAGGUACGAAUUUCCAAGGGGGAAGUGAAGCUUGACACUGGUGCCUGGAUCGAGUGUGCUCUGAAUCACCUCGUUGUCCUGUCGCUGUCUGUACAUUGCACUUCCUGUCUGUUUGCCAAAUCGCUCUGCUCGCUCUUUGCAACCAGUCGUAGUUCCAUUCCAGACGGCCCUGCCCGCUGGCGCCCAUCCUGUGUGCCAAAAGCCAGCACCCGCAGGGUCGUGGAGAGAUGGGGAGACCCACACGGAGACUAUUGCCAGCCAGCCAGCCAAAACCAAUCGAUCUACCGAAAAACCCAACCGCUUUCGAGAAGCACGAUUCUUGGAUGCUCAGCUUCUGAAAGGUGGGGGCUUCGCAGUAAAAGGCAGAGUAAUGGCCAGGCAAGUGCGGUGAAGUUGUGGCCAAAGCAGGGUGAAGCACAGAAAGAUGUACAGAUGCACAGAGUGUAGCAAGGGAGAGCUGUUCUAAGGAAAAGUGGAACCGUGAUCUGCAUUCUUACCACGGUAAUCCACAAGAGGCAUCUGCAGAUCUUCCUGUCUUUCCUGAACCUCCUCUUUCUCCUACAUGUAUCUCUUGGGAGUAGUGUUUACAUGGAAAUUUUCAGAUUUGAUUAUCAGAGCACUGUAUCUAACCCCAGGUUUCUCAUUACUUUAUGAAACGGUCAGGGUUUUUCAGUGAUGUCUCCUUUAGGUUUAUGUACACUCAUUCAUUCCAGCAAGUGGCAGAUGUUUACAGAACAUUUACUCCUUUUAGACAAGAGUUUCCCAGUCCUAGAACCUGCAGGCCACACACACACACCUGCUUCUAUUUGCUCCAGCUAACCUAACACAAUUGAACGCUUCAUUGACUUAAUAAUGCAAUUCUUUGGACUGUUUUUACCUCUUAAGCAUGUUGGACAUGGUAUUUUAUUGAACUGUUGCAUUUCAUAAGUAACAAACUUAUAAACUUUUGAAUAGAAAAAAAAGCCUUGCAAACUAUUUCAAUGGAGCAGCUUGUUAGCUGGAUGAAGGCUUAGGUUAACCAAUUAAUCCCGUCUGGGGGGGAAAACAGCAGACGUCUGGGCCUUCAUAUCCAGGAUUGAGAUUCCCUGGAUUUAAAAUACAAGCUGCGGAAUACAUUGGAAACUGCAGGAGACACGGCAGAGAGCAGCCCCCGUACAUACUAGUGCUGAGGUUGACACUACCCUGUGCUCAGUAAAGCCCGUCUGAGGUGUUACUCAGCUCCAAAGCAGGAAUGUUUUAGUCACUGUAAAACACACUGGCUGUGUGCGCAUAGUCUCUGAACCAUCACAUUUGCCAAAAGCUUGGGAAAGCUAAUCAUGCCUCUUCAUGCAUAUGUACUUUUGUAUAAUUUUUUAAAAGAGUAUUUAUGAAAUAUAAAUAUAUGUAAAUGUGAAGAAUCAAAGAAUGUUACUAUUGGAUUUCCCUUUACCAACCAUGGUUAGUAACUGAAUUAAAAGUAUUAAUUAAAGGCUGA